AUGUCGAUAUUAAUUCGUCUCGUCAGCCCUGGAGGCAGUAACAUUCCCGUUGUGGCUGUGCUGGCGCUAAACCCUACAGCCCCCAAGCCCGCAAGCCUUAUCGCUCUGCCUAGUGUGAUCGGGCCAUUCCUUAAAAAGCCUCAAUUAUUGGAUCCUCAGACCUCUUCUUCGUUCCAGUCGUUGCUACCUAACGCGUUCCGUGUCCAUUCGAGCCAACUGCACACCGCGUCUGCUACAUUAGGCGUCUGCAGCCCUAUCCCCACAUCAUGA
Messenger RNA from Penicillium roqueforti, 270 nucleotides. RefSeq lists its product as uncharacterized. The transcript is spliced from 3 exons. Bases 1 to 270 code for a protein of 89 amino acids. The record is from RefSeq and is a predicted model, not a curated record. NCBI's taxonomy places the organism in Eukaryota, Fungi, Ascomycota, Eurotiomycetes, Eurotiales, Aspergillaceae.